This is a messenger RNA of Aspergillus pseudotamarii, 1956 nucleotides long. Its product is annotated as putative RNA binding protein Ligatin/Tma64. Gene Ontology annotation, biological process: formation of translation preinitiation complex; translational initiation. The transcript is spliced from 3 exons. The record is from RefSeq and is a predicted model, not a curated record. Gene Ontology annotation, molecular function: translation initiation factor activity. The coding region runs from base 1 to 1956 and encodes 651 amino acids. NCBI's taxonomy places the organism in Eukaryota, Fungi, Ascomycota, Eurotiomycetes, Eurotiales, Aspergillaceae.
AUGUUUAAGAAAAAGCCUACGAUCAAGAACCUAUCGCCCUUACGGUCUUCUGACCGUCGAAAAAUCGCCGACCAAAUAAUCAGCGACUAUAAGAUCGAAAUCCCUUCCAGCGCGCCUGUCGGCGAAGACUCGACAGCGUCCAACCCCGCGUCGAACCUUACAUCCAUUCGGAAUGCCCUCCUUCCCGAUAACUCGUUGUCGGCACGCUUUACAACAACUGCAGGACCCCAGCUUCGAGAGGUACAGGGCACCGUAUACGUGGGAUCACAUCCAGGAGGGGAGGAACGCAUCCUGUGGUUCAAGCUCGAACACGGACCCGGGGCUGACGGCCGUCUCUACCCCACAGUCUAUACCUUAUGGAAUAAUCCCAACCUAGUACCCUUGCUAUACACCCCGGAGAUGGUCAUGCGCAAACUGCACGGAGGGGCAGACCUGAUGACCCCAGGUCUCGCGAACGAGCCGCCUUUCCCCAAGCGUGCGGUCGAGGGGGCGGUAGUUGCGGUCGCUAGCUUGGAUCGACACACCGUGCCGCUUUUCGUUGGAGUGUGCGAGAUUGAUGUCUCGGCUUUAGGGGAGGUACAAGGCACUAAGGGUCAUGCGGUUCGAGGUCUGCAUUGGGAGGGCGAUGAGUUAUGGGCCUGGAGCUCCUCGUCGCGUCCCGGUCAACCCGCGCCGGAGUAUCUGCCGGGCUGGGAUGAGGAAGAGCUGGAAGGUGACGAGGAGGUAGAUGAAAUUGAAGAAAAGGUUGACGAGUUGACCCUGGACCAGGGCGAAAGCUCUCAAGCGGCGGGUAACCAAGAACCUGCUGAAUCUGCAGAAGCACCGCUUGACGAACCAGCUCCUGUAGAGGAAAAGGAGCCGUCGACGAAAGAAAUUGAUGAAGCCUUCACGAAGGCGUUUAUCUACUCACUAUAUAAGCUUAAGCAGGACAACCCAUCUGCUCCUAAUCACGGGCUGUCCCUUCCCGUCCAACCCUCUUUCUUGAUCUCGAAUAUGAUUACACCCUACCUCCCGAUCUUCUCCGCGCAGCAGGCCCAAUACUACCAAAUCAAGAAAACCAGUUGGAAGAAUGUCAAGAAGUUUAUCAAGUAUCUUGAUAAGCAACAACUUGUCAAGUCCAAGGAUCGGAGUGGCCAAGAGACUAUUAUCCUAGAUGUGGACUUCAAUGACCGCCUCGUCGAGCAGUUUGUCCCGUACCGGCUUCCCUCCAAGUCUGCCCUUGAGAAUGCUAAGAAGCCAACCGCAUCUGCGAAUAAGAAGCCCGAAGCCACGGGCGGUGACCCUGCUGUCGGCCAAACGCUCACAGUUCAGACACUGUAUCGGCCCACGCAGAAGCUGACCCCGACAAUAUUCCCAGCAUUGUCCAGCACAAACCCUCAGAAUUACUACAAAUACUCCGAUGUGUCCAAUCAUCUCGAUCAGUACCUCCAAUCUCAAGACCCUCCCAUCAUCGACAAGCAGAACCGCCGUAUCAUCUCCCUCAACCCCUUCCUCGCCAACACCAUCUUCACUACCUCUUCCUCCGAGGACAAGAGUACGAUUGCACGGAGAAAGACGACCCGCGAUGGACUUCUGAAACGCAUCGUGGAAGACCACAGCCUGAUGACCGCACACUACGCCAUUCUCCGAGCUGGACAGACUCUAGCAGACGUGAAGCCCAAACCCGGCGCGGCCCCGACGGUAACGGUGACUCUGGAGCGCCGCACGGGCUCGAAGACCGUCACCAAGGUUUCAAACCUGGAGGUGUUCGGUAUCAUCCCCAGUCUGCUGGCCGAGGAGCUUCAGAAGAAGUGUGCCAGUAGCACGAGCGUAGCGCAGGCCAACGGCGCUCCGAAAGGCGUUAUGGAGGUGCUUGUCCAGGGCGAUCAGCGACGCGCAUUGGAAACGGCCCUUGUGCGACGAGGUCUGAGGACGCAAUGGAUCGACGUGGUGGAUAAGACCAAGAAGAAGAAAUAG